Acipenser ruthenus (sterlet) is the source of this 1484-nucleotide messenger RNA. RefSeq names its product C4b-binding protein alpha chain-like. Lineage: Eukaryota; Metazoa; Chordata; Actinopteri; Acipenseriformes; Acipenseridae. Bases 280 to 1077 code for a protein of 265 amino acids. The record is from RefSeq and is a predicted model, not a curated record. The transcript has 7 exons.
CAUGGUAAACUUUGAUAUAUGGAUAUUCAUCUGUCUGUCUGCCUAUCUGUUUGUCUGUCUGUCUAUCUUGGUAAAAUACAGUAUGAUCCCAGAUGAAUGUAGAUCCCUUUCAUUUUAGGAGAAUGUGACUAUCCUCCAUAUUAUGACCAUACCAUACUGAGAAAAGAAUAUCAAGCCCAUUCACCAUCUGAGUUUACAGAGGGAUUUAAAGUUGCUUACUACUGUCAGAGUGGGUAUGUGAGGACAGCUGGAUCUGCAUCAAUUACUUGUAUCAAUAAGAUGUGGUCAGCAUUGACCUUGAAGUGUGAACGAAAGUCCUGUGGCUUUCCCGGGGAGAUUCUGAAUGGAAACUUCCAUUCUGGUGGAGGACACCUCUUUGGAGAUGAGGUUUACGCUGAAUGCAAUGAGGGGUACCAGCUCGUUGGGAGGGGCACCAGACGGUGCUAUGCAGAUGGCUGGGAUGGACAAGUCCCUCUAUGUAAAAUUGUUAAGUGUUCAGACCCUCCCGAGAUUGAAGAUGGAGAAAUCAUGAACCUGCCUUCAGGAAAUGUCGUCUACUCCACAGUUAUACUGUACAGGUGUAAAAAGGGUGUCUUGAUUGGAAACAAGGAGCUUGUCUGCACCGCCCAAGGAAACUACAGCAGCAAGCCUCCUCAAUGUGAAGAGUUUCCAUUAUGCCCUAACCCAAAAUUGGAAAAUGGAAGAAAGGAAGCAGGAUUUGGACCUAUCUAUAAGUAUAACGAUGUUGUUAGCUUUGCUUGCAACCAUGGAUAUAUUCUCAAUGGCUCCAGCUGGUUUAUAACUUGCAAGGAAAAUGGAAAAUGGUUUCCUUUCAUACCGAAAUGCGACAUUGUCAACUGCCCAGACCCUCCCGAGAUUGAAGAUGGUGAAAUCCUGUCUCAUGGAAGAGUCGUGUACAACACGGCUGUCCGCUACAAAUGUAUACACGGGAGUCUGGAAGGAAGUGAUAAGCUUGUGUGCAGAGCAGAUGGGACCUAUGACAAGGAACCUCCCCAAUGUGUGAAGCGCACCUUAUGGAACAGAUUUAUAAAUUACGUUUCCAAGCUUUGGAACUGAUUACUAUUUCACUGAUGAAGGUACUUGCCUUCACACUGUUGUAUAUAUACAGUAGACUCCCGUAAAUUUCUGUUUCAAUAACUUGUGUUUUCAAUCAUCCGUGUGGUUUAAUACAGUACAUUAUCAAAAUGCAUUAGUGCAGAAAUCAGCGUAUCUGUGCAGAAGCCAAGUCAUCAUUUAAUUCAAUUCAAUUGAGUACAGUAUAGUGCAUGGCAACGGACAGCACUGUAUUGUAGUUAUUGAACAGUGAGAAGCUAGCAGAAAGCAGAUUUAAGACUCUCUUAGCCUGGCAGUCUGAAUAUGAAGAGCAGUUACGACACUUAAAGACUCGGAGCAAGAUCAGUGACUUUUUAAAGCAGCUCUCUCCGUCUCUGAGCAACGCUGAUUAUGCACAGUGUAUCUUUUGU